Messenger RNA from Pterocles gutturalis (yellow-throated sandgrouse), 1032 nucleotides. RefSeq names its product D-amino-acid oxidase (gene DAO). The record is from RefSeq and is a predicted model, not a curated record. NCBI's taxonomy places the organism in Eukaryota, Metazoa, Chordata, Aves, Pterocliformes, Pteroclidae. The coding region runs from base 1 to 1032 and encodes 343 amino acids. Gene Ontology annotation, molecular function: D-amino-acid oxidase activity; FAD binding. The transcript is spliced from 12 exons.
AUGGCCACCGCGCUGUGCAUCCAGGAGCGGUACCAGGGGCUGGUGCCCUCCCUGCAGCUGGAGAUCUAUGCGGACCGCUACACGCCCCGCACCACCAGCGACGUGGCCGUUGGCCUCUGGCAGCCCUACCUGAGCGACCGCGGCAACCCGGAGGAGAUGCUCUGGAAUAAAGAGACAUUCGAUCACCUCCUUGGGCAACUGGGCUUGCCGGAGGCGAAGGAAAUGGGACUUUUCCUAAUUUCUGGCUACAACCUGUUCAAGCAGCCGGUGCCGGACCCAUCUUGGAAGAACAUUGUCCUGGGAUUCAGGACCUUGACACCAGAAGAGCUUGAGCUCUUCCCUGGUUACAGCUACGGCUGGUUCCACACGGCGCUGCUGCUGGAGUGCCGGAGCUAUCUGCCCUGGCUGACUGCGAGGUUAAUGCAGAGAGGAGUGAAGUUUUUCCAUAAGAAGGUUGAAUCUUUCCAGGAGGUGAGUGGCGAUGGUGUGGAUGUUGUGAUCAACUGCACCGGGGUGCGUGCGGGGGAGCUGCAGCCCGACCCCGAGCUCCAGCCUGGCCGUGGACAGGUCAUAAGGGUCCUGGCCCCAUGGGUGAAGCAUUUCAUCAUCACUCACGACAUGGAAUCUGGUCUCUACAACUCGCCGUAUGUCAUCCCGGGGAACGAGUUCACCGUCUUGGGAGGGAUCAAUCAGCACGGCAACUGGAGCGAAGAGAACAGCGCCCAGGAUCACAAAACCAUCUGGGAGAGCUGCUGCCAGCUGCUGCCUGCGCUCCAGAACGCAGAGAUCGUACUGGAGUGGAGUGGCUUGAGACCGGCGCGGCCCCGGGUCCGCUUGGAGCGGGAGACCCUCCGCCACGGGCACUUCCAGGGAGAGGUGAUCCACAACUAUGGCCAUGGUGGGUUCGGGAUCACCUCCCACUGGGGCUGUGCCAUGGCAGCAGCUGGAAUCCUGGAAACGGCUUCCUUACGCAUUUCCUCGCUGCGCAUCCAGAGUCUGAACCUGCCUGCCUGCGUAGUGGCAGAUUUCUGA